Molecule: messenger RNA, 1262 nt
Organism: Oryzias melastigma (Indian medaka)
Lineage: Eukaryota; Metazoa; Chordata; Actinopteri; Beloniformes; Adrianichthyidae
Gene: ninj1
Product: ninjurin 1
Exons: 4
Coding region: 444-866 (140 amino acids)
Biological process (GO): tissue regeneration; cell adhesion
Cellular component (GO): membrane
Source: RefSeq, a predicted model, not a curated record
AAAUGUUAUUUUUUUCAAAUUUUCUAUAAUUCCUUCAAGUUUUUCACAUUUUCAGUGCCUGUUUUUCAAGUUUUCAAUCUUGUUUUUCAUUCAUUUUAGCAUGAUCCCGAUUUGACCUCAUAGUUUUUCCGUCUUUCUUCCUGCUGGAAUAAAGGCUGAAUUGUCCUGCUUGUAGUGAUGCAGUUUAUCCACUAGAUGGCAGCAGACUCCCGCCGCUCGUUUCUUGACUUGUAUGACGGAAGUUCAGGGAAAACCCGGUUAAACGAUAAUCUGUGGGAGAUCUGCGCUCUUUGCUUUUGUCGGUGCUGGAGGGACGUUGGCGGCAGCCCCCCCUCUCCUCCCCGGCUCAUAAAUACAGCUCCAGUCCCUCGGUGCCUGUUUGCGCCGGCAGCGCCCUGUUGGAAGCCGCCUUUCAGUCCACACGCAGGCAGGACGCGGCGGACAUGGAGAUGAACGGCGAUGCGGACCGAAACGGAGAGACGGAGGUCCCGCUGCGGGAAGACUGGAGGCGCCAGUCCCGGCCCCUGAACAUGAAUCAUUACGCCAACAAGAAGAGCGCGGCGGAGAGCAUGCUGGACGUGGCUCUGCUCAUGGCGAACGCCUCCCAGCUGAAGGCGGUGAUGGAACAAGGCCCGGGCUUCACCUUCUACGUGCCCCUCAUCACGCUCAUCAGCAUCUCGCUCAUCCUGCAGAUCCUGGUGGGAGUCAUGCUCAUCUUCAUAGUGAAAUGGAACCUGAACGACCAAAGUACGCACUACAAGCUGAACGUCAUGGAGAACGCCGCCACCGCCUUCGUCUUCAUCAUCGUGGUGGUCAACGUCUUCAUCACGGCCUUCGGCGUGCAGCGGCCCAGCACCAGCUCUUGAUUACCCUGUUUGAUACCUUUCAUACUGCUCCCAUUAUUCAUGCAAAUAUUUAUUGAAAGUCAGAAACUAUUUGUGAUUCUGUUACACGUUUACUUUUGAUUUCUACAUGGAGACAUAACCAAAGAAAACUCAGAUUUCAUUCAGGUUUGUGUUUGAACAAAGUACUGUGACGUACAACAGCUUUACCACGGAGACGUUUACGGGGCCUCGGAUAUCCUUUUAUGCAAUCAGCUGUCUUCCUUUCUUUUUUAAACACGGUGAGAUUUAUUGCAUGAAUUUUCUUUAUGUAUGUGUAUGAUAAAAAGUAUUAGAAGAAUCAUUUAAUCUCUUUUGUAGAACUUCAGACUUUAUGAAGCAUUAUUGCUGCUGUUUAUAAAUAAAUCCAGAAAAACUCCA